Molecule: messenger RNA, 2091 nt
Organism: Aspergillus chevalieri
Lineage: Eukaryota; Fungi; Ascomycota; Eurotiomycetes; Eurotiales; Aspergillaceae
Product: Zn(II)2Cys6 transcription factor domain-containing protein
Exons: 3
Coding region: 1-2091 (696 amino acids)
Biological process (GO): regulation of DNA-templated transcription
Molecular function (GO): zinc ion binding; DNA-binding transcription factor activity, RNA polymerase II-specific
Source: RefSeq, a predicted model, not a curated record
AUGCUGCCACAGCGCCGCCAAAACUCAAGCUGCGACCCAUGUCGACGCUCUAAGCGACGCUGCUUCUUUUCGUCACCCCGAAUUGGAGACACAGAUAUAGCCUGUACCCAUUGCGAGCGCCUAGGACAUGAUUGCACGUUUGAAUUUGUCGAUUCUCAAGCACAGAAGAAACGGUCUAAGCGUGCUCGUACACGGCAGAGCACCUCAGAAAGCGCAGCUGAGGCAUCCCCUGGCCUCGCCAGUGGCGACUUUCAAGCGGACGCUGUGGCUGGCCAUGACGUCCUGGCAUCAUGGCUAGAUUUUGAUUAUCUCGAAGGGUAUAGUGAGUGCUUAGAUCUACCGAAUUUUCUUGCACCUGAUGCUGUAACAACAAUCGAAACUUCUAAGAACCGGCUUUGUGUACGGCCAAAUCUGCAAUAUCUCAUUGGCAGUUCAUUGGAUAGCCCCAUCCGCCUGCUGAACUCGAAAUUGGAUGCCACUAUCCUUGAUGUGCGUCUCGCACGAAUCCAUGACAUGAUUGUCACGGGCUGUGCGUCUAGAUUUGCGGAUUAUGAUUGCAAUCUAUAUGCAACAGCCUGUCGCUACCAAUUGGAGGACGGAAACUCAACCUCACAAGAACAGAAUCUGCUUUCGAGCAGUUUAUCACCCCAAUCACAAGCCUUAGCAUCAGCCUUAACAUCACAGACGGAUGCCUCUCCAAUGGGCCCUGGACUGCCCCCGAGAGAUCCCGGCUGCAUGAUGACGGUGCUGGGUACCGUCCGUUUCCUGGAUCAUUUCAGCUAUCUAUAUGGUAACCGACUGACUAAAGCGGCACGGAGACAGUCAGAUGCUGUGCUGAAAGCGGUACUUCGGGCAUGCUCACUCCAGUGGCUGUCCACAACCGAUACUCUAUUCCCCGACAGCUUUGAUGAAAAUCAGACAGCACGCGACCCACUCGAAAAUGCAUUCCAUGAUGCCUGGUUCCAAGCGCAAACACUCCUUCAAAACGCGCAGUCAGCUCGCUCGUUCAGAGUUGUAUAUGCAACCCUUCUCUUUGACGGUAUUGCUAUUCCAACCAAAGCUCACGGGGCAAUUGAGUCUGUCGUGACGCAUGAAUUUCUUGAUGCGGGUCUGCAAAAGCUCAUAUCUCUUGAUACACUUGUCAAGAAAUAUUGUGCUACUCUUGGAUCACGUUCCGUAUAUAGUGCUCUCUUAGAAGCGAGCCUGAGUGUGGUGCGAUGGGGCGGAUACAUCCGUGAUAUCGGAGCAGCGCUUACAACGGAUCACCAUUGUAAAUUACCGGGCAUUUUGAGCCAUGCAAAAGGUCAUACAGCAUCUCCUAGUUGCGGGCCAAUAUUGGUCUCGUUCGAUGACCAGGAUCUUCAUCCAGAUAUAGAUAACAGCGUUCCAAGCAUAUGCCAAAAAGCUGUUGCAGAGGCGUUCUGCGUCUGGAGACAAAUAGUUGAAGUCAAAGGUUCCGUCUCUCGCCACGCUCAACGUGAGAGUCGCGUCGAAGCUAUAGCCUCGACUGUGACAGCAGUUGGCAAGUUUAAUCAACUGUUUCGUCCUUUCAUGAAAACCUGUAUAGACAACCUUGAGCGUCUUUCCGUACGGUCCAGAACAUCUGCUGUUUCUAUCACACUGUACUGGGAUCUUAGUAUCCUUAUUCUAGCCGAUUCGUUGGGAGAUUACGAUUCUCCCACUGACCCACAUGUAACCUCAACCAUACGCAGCUACCAAGAAGAAGCAGUCUCUUCAGUUUCCCGAACAGUCGAGCGUGUACUCUCACUACCUACCGAGGAGCUUUUCAAUGUCGAAAACGGCCUCAGUGCCGAAGUCCCAAUUCUCGCUUACCAUAUUACUCCCAGCUUGACGGCAACCACCUUCCAGAAGACCAUUGAGAAUAUAGUCUCCUUGCAUUCUUACCAGGAGAAUGCAAAUCAAGGCGUUGACAGCAUCUGGCACCGGCAGAUUGAUAUCGUCAUGAAAGGUCUCUGCUCACUGGACGUGAUUGUUGGCGGAUCGCAAGUCGCAAGUGCGGCUAUUCAAUCGUUGAUGCGACAGCAUGGGGAUAUCCUGUCCGAGUGUUGGACUUCUGAUUUUAGCACGUAA